Corapipo altera (White-ruffed manakin) is the source of this 2243-nucleotide messenger RNA. It is a transcript of the gene SLC9B2, whose product is annotated as solute carrier family 9 member B2. Gene Ontology annotation, cellular component: membrane. Gene Ontology annotation, biological process: proton transmembrane transport. Bases 166 to 1788 code for a protein of 540 amino acids. The transcript has 12 exons. The record is from RefSeq and is a predicted model, not a curated record. Gene Ontology annotation, molecular function: antiporter activity. NCBI's taxonomy places the organism in Eukaryota, Metazoa, Chordata, Aves, Passeriformes, Pipridae.
ACAAAACAGAUAAGGACAGCACAUACACUAUUAGAUUUCUCGUUCACACCUGGAAACCAUUCCUGUUAAGCAGAACAUUCAUCUCCCUGCUUAGUCAGUCCUUUCUUUCACAUGCUGCUGUGAACCGCGCAUCCAGGAGCUGAAGCUGUGGCAAGGUUUGCAACAAUGGUAAAGGAAGAUGUAAAUAAUAGUGAAGAUUCUGAGCCAUCAGUAUGUGAGCGAAAUGGCAUGAUUCUUAUGCAUGAGCAAAGUGAGCAGGGACCAACAGCAGAUGCCAAAGGUACCGAUGGGAAUACACAAACAGAAGAAACUGCUCUCUUGAACCACUGUGCUCAGCAACCUUCAGAACCAAUAGCAGGGUCUUCAAGAACAUGGAGGCAAAUAUUUGCUUGUCCUCCUCAGGGUUUACUCGCCCAAACAGUGACAAAUGUUGCAGUUGUGGUCCUGGUUUGGGCUGUGGUUUGGUCCAUAACUGGGGUUGAGUGUCUCCCAGGUGGAAAUCUGUUUGGAAUUCUAUUUCUUUAUUUUUUUGCUGUCAUUGGAGGUAAAAUUUUUGGAUUCAUCAAAAUACGAACCCUACCCCCUCUCCCUGCUCUUCUGGGGAUGCUACUUGCUGGUUUCCUAAUCCGAAAUACUCCGUUCAUUAGUGACUUUGUCCAGAUAAACCUACGCUGGUCUGCAGCACUGAGGAAUAUUGCUCUUUCAGUUAUCUUGACCCGAGCAGGACUUGGCCUGGAUCCAAAGGCUCUUAAGAAGCUCAAAGCUGUCUGUUUACGGCUUGCUUUUGGACCAUGCCUCUCAGAAACAUGCACAGCUGCUGUUCUUGCCUACUUUCUCCUGCAUUUGCCAUGGCAGUGGGGAUUUAUAUUAGGUUUUGUUGUAGGUGCAGUCUCCCCUGCUGUGGUGGUUCCCUCAAUGCUGAUUUUACAAGCUGGGGGAUAUGGAGUGGAGAAAGGUGUCCCAACUUUGCUAAUGGCAGCUGGCAGCAUUGAUGACAUUCUGGCUAUCACAGGCUUCAACACUUGCCUUGGAAUGGCUUUCUCCUCUGAUUCUACUCUGUACAAUGUGCUCCGUGGAGUGCUGGAAGUUGCUGUUGGCAUAGCAGCUGGGGGGAUUCUGGGAAUGUUUAUUCGAUAUUUCCCAAGCCAUGAUCAGGCAUCUCUGGCAUGGAAGAGAUCAUAUUUUGCCCUUGGAUUGUCCAUUUUUGCUGUUUUUGGCAGCAUCUACUUUGGCUUCCCUGGAUCAGGAGGACUCUGCACAUUAGUCUUAGCCUUUGUUGCAGGUGUGGGAUGGUCUGAUGAAAAGAGGGACGUAGAAAAAAUUGUGGCAGUUGCAUGGAAUAUCUUCCAACCUUUUCUUUUUGGUUUAAUUGGAGAAGUAUCUGUUACAUCCCUUAGGCCUGAAACAGUUGGGCUCUGUGUUGCUAUAUUAGGCAUUGCCCUAGUUGUGCGAAUCAUAGCAACGUUCCUCAUGGUGUCUUUCACUGGGUUUAAUUUCAAGGAGAAAGUAUUUGUCUCACUGGCAUGGAUGCCCAAAGCCACUGUCCAGGCUGCAAUAGGUUCUCUUGCCCUGGAUACAGCGAGAAGACGUCAAGAUGAGCAACUGGAAAAGUAUGGAAUGGAUGUACUGACAGUAGCUUUCUUGGCUAUCUUGAUUACUGCUCCAAUUGGAGCCCUGGUUAUUGGCUUGGCAGGGCCCAGACUUUUGCAGAAGGCUCAGACAAAUAGCAAAGAGGAUGAGGAAGGUGCUGAGGCUGGAGAAGAAGCAGAGGCCUGUGAACCUUCGUGAGACAGACAUCUACUGGAAUAUGGUCCUUCAACCCUUACACAUUUGUUGAGUAAACAUGGCAUGUCUCUAAUCUCACUGGAGGAAACUAAAACAAGUAUCAGUUACAUCUGCUAUUUUUAAAGCAGCCCUGGUGGAGUUCUAUAAAAUAUUUUUAAGUGCGGAUAGUGCCUUGAGAUGAAAUAGCUGAACACAGAGUGAACAGGCUGACCAGGCAGUGAGUCAGAAGUUAGCGGUCAACAGUUACUCAAAAUGUGUGGGUGGUGAGGCCAGGGAGAGGGUCAGAACUGUUCAGGCAUGGAGUGGAGUCAUGAGGUGGAAUAUAAACAGAACAAAAUGGAGACUAAUGCGAGUAACUUCUUGAUGGUUGAAGCUGGGCUGUGAGAUUACAGGUUCAAUAACUCAAAGAAAGCAACUUCCAAAUAAGAGACUGCUGACACAUACUGAACAAGUCCUGC